UGCAGAAACCACUUUUGGCUAAAUUAAAAGGAAUACUGAAUAGGAAGGAUAGCAGGAGCAUUAGCAAUGUUCGUCUGUGGGAAACAGGUUAACGCAGCAUAUAGAUUUAUGUUGUUUUUCUUCAUUUUUCUGUCCCUCUUUGUGACCUACUACUGGAAGAUGAAUGCCCUGCAGGAUAAGGUGGUUGCAAAGGCAGGGCAGGAACACCAUGGCAAUCGUUCUUGUAAAGGCCAAGGCUAUUUAACUAAUGCCACCAUCACCCCACUCCGAGAUAAAAACAGCUUUAUCAUAGCCCCCUAUUCCGACAAGAGGGACGGAAAUUUCAUCCGCGUUCUGAGUAUUGUUCACCAUGAAAAAGUCAAGGAACUCUACUGUGUGUUUUGCUGUCAAAAUAGUAACCGUACUGUUAUCGUGAAGGCUGAGAUAGACAUCCACUCCGACCGAUUUGAAUUCCCUUAUGGCACGGCAGAUUUGCUUUGCCUUGAGCCACAAGACUGUGACCCCCAGUUCAUCUCUGUCCACCCCUCCGCUGAUCCAGAGGCCAGCCAGCUGCCCUUAUUUCAAAUCCAAAACCUCCGCUCGGAGAACCCCACUCUGGAGUUCACCGUGUGCAUUUCUACCAUGUUUGGAGAAUACAAUAACGUCUUGCAGUUUGUACAGAGCAUAGAGUUGUAUAAAAUCCUGGGGGCGCAGAAGGUGAUGAUUUAUAAGAACAGUUGCAGCCCGCUGUUGGAGCAAGUCCUAGAAUAUUAUAUCUCCGAAGGCACUGUUGAAAUAAUUCCUUGGCCAAUCCACUUGUACCUGAAAGUUUCAUCUCGCUGGCAUCACUCCAUGGAAGGCAAAGAUAUUGGCUACUACGGGCAAAUCACGGCCUUGAAUGACUGCAUUUACCAUAAUAUGUACAGAAGCAAAUAUGUAGCGCUUAUUGAUGCUGAUGAAGUGAUUCUCCCCGUUAAGGACGCAGACUGGAAAUCCCUAAUGCAAAGACUGGAAAAGGAGAAUCCAGAAGAUGGGGUUUUCCUGUUUGAAAACCACGUGUACGGUAAUAGUCUAUUUUCCACAAGUCCAUUCAAGGUCUCAUCUUGGCACACCGUGCCUGGAGAAAACAUCCUUGAAUAUGUCUACAGGCAACCAAAAUACCUCCCUGCAGUCAGGAACAGGAAGAUGAUGAUUGACCCAAGAAAAGUAGUUCAGACAUCGGUUCACAAUGUCAUCAAGAAGUAUGGGAAUUCUGUGAGUGUUAAAAACAGUAUCGCCGUUCUCUUCCAUUGCAAGAAACCUGAAAGUAAAGAUUUGGACACAGAAUCCAUUGUUCCAAACAAAAUCCUCUGGCGUUACAGCAGCACUUUGAUUCCCAAUAUUAACAAAGUCCUGCAUAAAUCUAACAUUUUAUAAGCCAGCAGUACAACCCUGGGAAGAAAAAUGUGGAGGCCUUCACAAGCAGUGCAGGUGGCAUCAAUAUUUUGUCUAUCGCUGCAAAAGCCAAAACUGUUCUAGGAUAGACUUUUCCACC
Messenger RNA from Candoia aspera, 1513 nucleotides. Its product is annotated as beta-1,4-galactosyltransferase galt-1-like. Gene Ontology annotation, molecular function: glycosyltransferase activity. Bases 67 to 1395 code for a protein of 442 amino acids. NCBI's taxonomy places the organism in Eukaryota, Metazoa, Chordata, Lepidosauria, Squamata, Candoiidae. The record is from RefSeq and is a predicted model, not a curated record. Gene Ontology annotation, cellular component: cytoplasm. The transcript has 2 exons.